This is a messenger RNA of Calidris pugnax (ruff), 1415 nucleotides long. RefSeq names its product zinc finger, AN1-type domain 2B (gene ZFAND2B). Gene Ontology annotation, biological process: protein targeting to ER; proteasome-mediated ubiquitin-dependent protein catabolic process. Lineage: Eukaryota; Metazoa; Chordata; Aves; Charadriiformes; Scolopacidae. Gene Ontology annotation, molecular function: zinc ion binding. The record is from RefSeq and is a predicted model, not a curated record. Gene Ontology annotation, cellular component: endoplasmic reticulum; cytoplasm.
AUGGAAACGCAGCCCGGCCUUCGCUGGCUGAGCGGGAGGUCACCCCUGCCCCACGGCCGGGGGGUGAGCCGGCUCCUAGAAGCCUUACGCCACGAUCGAAACACCAACCCCAGCAAACGCUUCCUAGUAAUGGUGCGGUGUCUUGCCCCGUGUCGGCGUCGCUCCACCCCUGCCCUGGCGGCCAGAGCCCCCGGGGAGCUCGGUGUGGAUCCAGGACGCAGCUCCCGCACCUUUGAGGAGGAGCCCUGGGCAUUUCUGAAGGCGCAGCUAUGGACCUGCAGCCCCCUGGUUUCCCUGGGGGGGACAGGGGGACAGGGAGGAGCGGCCGUGGCUUCGCGGAGGGACAGGGACGUGCCUUUCGGGGGGUCAGGGAGGGUCCCCCCCACUCCCCAGGCCACAGACAGGCAGCCCCCACCUCUCAACGCUCUCUGUCCGCGGCAUCUCCCGCUCCCAGACUUCCUCCCCCUGAAGUGCGACGCCUGCGAGCAGAUCUUCUGCACCGACCACAUCGCUUACGCCCAGCACAGCUGCACCUCUGCCUACAAGAAGGAUGUGCAGGUCCCCGUGUGUCCCCUCUGCAACACCCCAAUCCCUGUGAGGCGGGGGGAGAUGCCCGAUGUCGUGGUGGGUGAGCACAUUGACCGUGACUGCAAGUCCGACCCCGCACAACGCAAGCGCAAGAUCUUCACCAACAAGUGCAUGAAGGCUGGCUGCAAGCAGAAGGAGAUGAUGAAGGUGAUCUGCGACCAGUGCCACAAAAACUACUGCCUCAAGCACCGGCACCCCCUGGACCACGACUGCAGCGCAGCAGGGCGUCCCCUCUCCAAAGCAGGGCACGCUGCGGUUGCGAGGGCCCAAGCAUCCUCCUCCAAAACAGUCACCCCAUCGAGCAGUGGAGCUGCCCGGCCAGCAGACAGCCCCUCUUCCCCAGCCUCUGCCAGAGGAGGCAGAGCAGCUGCAUCGCAGCCUCGCAGCAUGUCCCCUCCGGCUGUCAUGCUGCAGAAUGGGCUGAGCGAGGAAGAGGCAUUGCAGCGAGCUCUGGAGAUGUCCCUGGCAGAGUCAGCACGCAGCUCGGCGCAGCCACCCAGCAGCACGCAGGAGGAGGAGGAUCUGGCACUGGCCCAGGCACUGUCAGCGAGCGAAGCCGAGUACCAGCAGUCGCAGCGGCAGACGCACGGUUCAAAGCCAUCAAACUGCAGCAUGUCAUAGGCAGGGUGUGCCAGUGGACGUGGGAUCCUGCUUGUGACCUGAGGAGCAGCUCGGGCCUCCCAGGUGGAUGCCGUGGGGUUCUGCCCUGGACAUAGACAACAAGAGCCCCCCGCCAGGGACAGCCCAUCCCCCUGGGGGCUGUAAGCGAGCCACCGAACACACACUGACACCUCGGCCCUAGUACCUGUAUAAAAUCGAUGGAUGCA